UCUUAUUACUUGAUGCAGAUUUGUAGUUUUGCAUGUAAUGUAAGAAAAAUAACAAAAAAUAAAAUAAAAUAAAAUAGAAAAAUCAAUAAACCCAACGCCCACGCUUGUAGAGAGCGAGCAGAGAUAGAGAUCUGCUAGCGGCGAAAGAGCAGAAAAGAAGAGAAACAGAGAAAGAAGGAAAGAGAAAUCUUGUAAAGAUGAUGUCAGGCAAUUAUACUAGUAUUGAUAAUCAAACGGUCUCGGGUUCGGUGCCUGCUGUUGCAGAUCCAGGCCACAUAAGCGUGCAAUUCGCAGAUUCGAAUCUUCAAACAUUUCCUCCAUCAAGUGCACAUGGGAAAAUCUCUGGCGGAUCUCACCCUCCUCGUGAUGCCGAUGAUACAUUUUCAAAACCUAUUAAUGAUUCUGAUGAACCUCAACAAAGUGGUUGGUUUAGCAAAUUCACAGUUGCUGCAUAUAAGCCAUACUUUGAUGUAGACACUGUAGAUGUUUUAGAGAGGAUCAAAGAUUCACUUUUCCCUUUCAACGGAACCUUCACUGAGAAAACUGCUGGCAACCCAGAUUUGUACGGACCAUUCUGGAUAUGCACCACCCUAAUCUUUGUGGCAGCAUCGAUCGGCACUUUUGUCACUUAUAUAGCACACAAACUGAAGAAUAAAGAAUGGGAAUAUGACAUAAAUCUGGUGACUUGGUCUGCUGGUGUCUUCUAUGGCUAUGUAACCAUCAUUCCUCUUGGAUUGUAUGUCAUCCUCAAGUACUUCUCAGCACCAUCAGGCCUUGUCCAGCUGUUUUGUCUAUAUGGCUACUCUCUCUUUAUCUUCAUUCCCGCUCUGUGUCUCUCGAUUAUUCCUUUGGAAAUUUUCAGAUGGGUGAUUGCAGGUGUGGCAGGGUUCAUGUCAGCAACUUUCGUGGCACUUAAUCUCAAAGCCCACAUCAAGUCUGCAGGCGAAAGGUGGGUUUUGAUUGUAGCUGCCAUCUUUCUAUUGCAGUUGGCUCUUUCUGUGGUUUUGAAGCUUUAUUUGUUCACUGUAACAGUAUAAGAAUACACUAUAUGAACAGGCUGUAGAGCACAAUGAAGGGUUUCUUUUUUUUUUUU
Jatropha curcas is the source of this 1093-nucleotide messenger RNA. RefSeq lists its product as uncharacterized. Gene Ontology annotation, biological process: vesicle-mediated transport. Gene Ontology annotation, cellular component: Golgi apparatus; membrane. The record is from RefSeq and is a predicted model, not a curated record. Lineage: Eukaryota; Viridiplantae; Streptophyta; Magnoliopsida; Malpighiales; Euphorbiaceae. Gene Ontology annotation, molecular function: small GTPase binding.